AUGGCGGGUGAUCACGCGCUGCCAUUGGCGUCAUCAGCGCCGUCCUGGUCUGUCUCGACGCACCCCGCCGCCGCCGCCGCUGCCAUCUACUACCUCGGCCUUUCUUUCGCUCUGGCGCAGGGGAGAGCUGCCGGCGUGUUCGAUCUUGGUGGCGCGAGGCGGCUGGGGUGCCGGUGGUCGCGCGCCGUGGAGCUCGCGCUGCGGGAGAAGGUCGCCGCGCUGGAGCGCCAGAUCGAGGAGCUCCGUCACCGGCGGACCGAGGACGCCAGGGCCAACGAGAAGGUGGCGGGGAUCUUCGCGUCCCACGAGCAGCGGUGGUUCGCGGAGCGCAAGUCCCUGCGCCGGCAGGUGCACGCCGUCGUGGCCGCGGCGCGCGCGCGCGAGGCCAAGCGCGAGGAGGAGGUCGCGGAGCUCAGGCGCCAGCUGGAGGAGCAGCGGGACACGGUGGCGCUCAGGGACAGGGCCCUGGAGCAGGAGGUCCAUAGGCGGCAGGGCGCGGAGGAGCGGGUACGUGCCGCGGAGCGCGCGGCGGAGGAGCUGCGGGAGCGCGCCGGCAGGGAGGCGCUGGAGCACGCGGCCGAGGUGCGCAAGCACAAGGCGGCGUUCGUGGAGCUCGCGUCCGCGCAGCGGCAGCUGGAGGCGGACCUGGCCCGCGCCACGCGCCUCGCGGACACGGCCGAGGCCGAGCUCCGCGCCGCGCUGGAGCUCCGCGACGAGGCGGCCGCCACGGCCGCCGAACUCUCCGCCGAGGCCGCGCGCCUGCGCCGGGACGCGGACCACAAGGACAAGAUCCUCUCCGCGAUGCUGCGCAAGUCCAAGAUCGACAUGGAGGACAGGGAGAUGCUGGUAAGGGAGGUCAAGAUGUGCAAGGCCCGGCGGAAGCAGGCGGAGCUGGAGCCCGAGCGCUGGCGCAAGAUGUGGGAGUCCCGUGGCCACCGCCGGGGCUCUUCCAGGUCGUCGGCGCGGGGCGCGGCUGCCGACCUGCCGGCCGGGAGCUCCGACAAGCUGCUGGCCCACGACACCGUGGCGCGAGCCACCAAUGACACCACCAAGAUACUGUUCGUGGACCACGUCGAGGGCGACGGCAAGAAGGACCACCGGCAGGCGCCGGCGAAGGAGCUGACCACCAUUGAAUGUGUCGACCGCUAUGCCAGCCACGUCGACGACAAGCCCGCUGUGGAGGAAUACCAAGGCCUGCAGGAGUGGUUCCAGAUGGAGACGGAGAAGUACCGGCACACGGCGGAGAUCGAGGCGUUCACGGAGCAGCUCCGGCUCAAGGACGAGAAGCUGGAGGCGUUCCGGUGGCGGGCGGUGAGCAUGGACGUCGAGGCGACGCGUCUCCGGAGCCGGAUCCAGGAGCUGGAAGGGCGUCUCGCGCGGCACGAAAAGCACAGCGCCGGUCUGGAGGUCCUGCUCCUGGACAGGGCGAACGAGAACAGAGCACUCGAGGAGCAGCUAGAGACGCUCCAAGCGCAGGCGCCUGGUGUGGAGAUCUGCACGCCGGCCGGUGGCCAAGACGACGGCCCCGACGACCAGUGCAUCCCUUGUUCGCCCGUGAAGGUCGUCCAGAGAACAAUGUCAUCUGGAAGCUCGCGGCAUCAAGAGGGCACCGAGGUCAGCACAUAUCAUCGUGCAGAGGCGAAGCUGGACGAGCCAGUCUGUGUCUCCCCAGAAGAUCACAAGGAGGAUUGGAAGGAGCUGGAUGUGCAUGCGGCAGAGGCUCUUGUCGUCUCGGUCGGGGAUCUCGCGUGCGCCGCGGCGGUGGCAACGUCCAUGGAACACGAGCGACAUGAUAAUGCCCCGGCGACGGCGAGCCGGCGGUCUUUCAGGUCUGAGAUCGAGGAGGAGAAGGAGGUCUACACCGAUCCGGGGAAUGCGCAGACGACAGGUAGUAGCUCCCAAGAGCAAGAGGCGACGUCUGAGCUCGCGCUCGUUGUCUUGCCGCCUGGCCAGAAGAGCUCCGCUUGGAAGACAGACAUCCACGCUCUGGCGGUGUCGUACAAGAUCAAGAGGCUGAAGCAGCAGCUGCUGGUGCUGGAGAAGCUGGCCAACGAAUGCAAGGAAGAGGCCGCGGCGACGAAGCCGUCAGGGAGUGAAGCCAGUUGCAGCAGCAGCAGCAGGCAGCAGCCGAGGUCGAGGUACCACACGAUGAUGUCGUUCCUGAGCAAGCACGUCAAGCGGUACCAGUCCCUCGACGACAAGAUCGACGACCUCUGCGCAAGAAUGGAGGAGAGCAAGAGGAGCGCGGGGCGGGAACGGCACGGCGCGGGGGAGCAGAGCCAGAGCCAGAGCGCGGCGCUGGGGCAAUUCCUGGAGGAGACGUUCCAGCUGCAGCGGUUCAUGGUGGCCACGGGGCAGAAGCUGCUGGAGACGCAGUCCAGGAUCGCGCCGGGCCUCGCGCGCGACCGCUCCAUUGGCGGCAGCGGCGGCGAUGAAGACGGCGUGGACAUGAAGAGGCUGAUGGAGGUGGCCGGGGCGCUGCUGAGGGACGUGCAGCGAGGGCUGGAGGUGCGGAUCGCGCGGAUCAUCGGGGACCUCGAGGGCACGCUCACCUUCCACGGCAUCCUCCGCACCACGCGCUGA
Molecule: messenger RNA, 2583 nt
Organism: Miscanthus lutarioriparius
Lineage: Eukaryota; Viridiplantae; Streptophyta; Magnoliopsida; Poales; Poaceae
Source: the annotation of a GenBank genome assembly